UAAGGUAUUACUUCUCUCGCAAUCUCCCAGGGAAAGAUGCCAGAAUGCUUGUCCAUAGCAGGUUUUCCCCUUAUGUUUUUCAGGCUUCCCGCCUCGCCGGCUGUACUCAUUUAUACUCCUUGGUAAAGAGAGGCGCAGUUACAGGGAAGUUUAGGGUACCUCGUCUUUCUCUAAAAACGCAACUUCGAAUUUUUAAGAAAUGUAUUUCAGAGGCCAACGUUUUGAAUUCACCUUCUGAGUCUGCGGUCUAAUUGGAUUAUUUGGAUCACAUUAAGAGAGCGAAGCCAAUGAAAAUUCUUUCCAGUGUUUUGCUGUUAUUUUUCUGUAAUAUUUCAUUAUUUUUUCACGCUAGUAAAGGCAGUUACUGAGGUUAACAUGUGAAGGUUUUUAAAGGAGGCUCAACGCAUGCGUCAAAGCUUAAUUUCUCCGUCCUGUAUAAUUAAAAAAUAACGAGUGCGCUCCUCGUGUAGUCUCAUAUGGUGUUGGUGUCCAAUCGCUUUUGAGGAGCUUCCUUAAACCUCAAGCAAAAAGAACUGUUUCAAAUUAAGAAUAACUUUUCUAAGGUCAAAAAUUAGAUUCAAUAUCUUUUCGUGACUUUCAUGGAUGUUUUUAACCACAACUUGAGCUGAAAUCAAUCAUAAAUUCCAAAGAAAACAAAGGGCUUCGUGAAAUAACUGACCCCAAGCGAAUAUCUGGCUUGCCAUUGAUUUACGACUUUUAUGCUUGAAUGCAACUCUCUGUGGGUUUAUUGUUUGAGAUGAUGGGCAAGACAAAAGCGUAUAAAUGACGUCUACAAAUAACUUACAUGCAAUAAAGAUAUCUGUCGGUACAUAUUCACCUGCUGGGAAAAGAAUCUGAUGAACGGAGUACCGCUGGCGUGACUACCACUAUUCAUUUGACGAGAUAUUUGAAGGUACUGCAAGGAAGUGAUUCUAGUUUGCGUGUGUUGAAAGAACGCUAGAGCCACGGUCCAAAAGAAUGUUAAGAAUUGAAUGAUUGAAAAGCUCAGUCUUUGGUUCAAGUUGAACUCUUUGUCAGACCCUAUACGAUUGCCAUCAGUUACUCAAGCGAGUCUUAGAAUUUGACAAAUGACUGUCAUAAUGCUCCACUCAAGACGCAGCGAUGUGAAGAUGUGAAGUGGGUUGUUUUGUUAGCUGCGUUGUAAUUAAUGUAGUAGGAAAAAACUAAGUCAAGACUGCGCAGAAACCCUGUCAAUUUACGAAGAGCUCCAAUAUGAUCUUUGAAGUAUCUCUAUUUUCAUGGAAACAGUGUUCCACUAACGUUCAUACGUAGGUGAGCAAGAUCGAGGAAAUACCGCAAAGCUGGAUAACCAUGAAUACAACUUUACACCUGGGUUCUCUGGCAAAUAUUUCAACUGUCGCACUUCCAGAACUAGCCAGUCCGACUUCCGCGUGGUUUUCUGAAAAUGGCAAGUUUAUUACGACUGCUGAGUUUGUCGUAAGUGUACUGUUUUACUGCUGCGUGUUCCUCGCAAUCCUUGUGGGAAACGUGCUAGUAAUUUUAGCCUACGAGAGGAACUGGAGACUUCAAACUACCACAAACACUUUCAUAAUUGGUCUAGCUGUGUCGGAUCUAUUGGUUGGGUUCGUCUCAAUCCCCUUUUGGUUGUAUGUCUACAGCUGCCAUUACUUGGACGUUACACUACAUCCCGUUGGAUACGAAAUGUACAUCACAUUCGACGUGUUCAUCGGAUGUGCGUCGAUCUUUCAACUUACUGCCAUCAGUAUAGAGAGAUGCAUCGCCAUCGUCUGGCCGAUCAGACACCGAGCCCUUCGCGAAGGGAUCUUUCAUGCGAUGAUUCUUGCCGCGUGGGGUUGUUCUGCGGUCAUGGCUGGAUUGUACCCGGUCCAAUUGAAGCAUUGGGAAGGGGGCUACACGGCAUUUAUCUUCUCUACUUGCUUCAUUGGACCAUUAAUCGUCAUGUCUGUAGUUUAUUUCUUAAUCUAUGAGACAGCAAGGGACUCGAGGUCCAGGGUACACGCCGCAAGAGCAGCCCCCACAAUACACAGAGAAAUUCGUGUUGCGGGAACAGUGGCGCUUGUUACUGGAGUAUUUAUGAUCGCGUGGUUCCCAUUUUUUGUCGUCACUGUGGUUGCUACAUACGAUUUGGAACGCUUACCCGAACCACCUGGACUCUUCCGACUUAUAGCCUUCGUCAAGGCCUUGCAUUACAUAAACUCGGCUCUAAAUCCAAUCCUGUAUGGCUGCCGGAAUCCAGAGAUGAGGAAGACUAUGCUCAAUGUAGUGCGCCAAUGCUAUCCGCUCAGAUCUCGUGAGCAUAGGUAUCCAUCUAGGCUGCAGGCGAUGCUAGAUCCUCGACGUACACGAGAGUUCUUACCCGGUACCUCGUUGGCAGUGCAGUGGCCUGACGAAAGACGAAGCACACCGAUCAUUGGCAACAACACUACUACAACGGUGGUUUCAUUCGUUAAUCGAGAUGGGUAUGUGGAGUCAAGGCCAACAAGUGUACAUCAAUAAAUUUUAUUAUUGAUCACUUUUUAAUGCAAUGCUCUCUCAUGAAAAUAUAUUUUUUAGAUGAACUUGCAUUCGUUGGUACCGAUUAGCUGACGAUGCUGAAGAAUCCCCUAAAAAUUUUAUGCAAUGUUAGCGUGACAGUGUGUGAAAAUGUAAUUAACCCGCGGUAAAUCGAUAAGUUUAAUUUUGUUUAAAUCAACGUUAAACUGCAAUGGAUAAAAAAUAAGAUAAUUACAUAUUAUGUUUGCAGUCAAUAUGGCAAAACUUUCCUCGCUUGAUUUGUAUUUUGAUCAGAGUUAAAAUGAUAAUUUUAAACUUUUGCCAAUAAUGUCUUCAAAGGAGCAGGUUCUCAUAAUCAGCAUCCAUAUGCGCUUGUACAUAAAUAAAGGACAUGAAAGUCACCAUCCUCAAA
Messenger RNA from Pocillopora damicornis (cauliflower coral), 2908 nucleotides. RefSeq names its product beta-1 adrenergic receptor. NCBI's taxonomy places the organism in Eukaryota, Metazoa, Cnidaria, Anthozoa, Scleractinia, Pocilloporidae. Gene Ontology annotation, cellular component: plasma membrane; dendrite. The record is from RefSeq and is a predicted model, not a curated record. Gene Ontology annotation, biological process: chemical synaptic transmission; G protein-coupled receptor signaling pathway, coupled to cyclic nucleotide second messenger. Gene Ontology annotation, molecular function: G protein-coupled serotonin receptor activity; neurotransmitter receptor activity.